AGCGUUGCCGGCUGUGAACGCCGGCUGUCAGUUCGCAAAUACCCAUCGGGUAGGUACCACGCCACUCACACACACUGACCGUGGCGUGAGGACUUAAAAAAAUAAUAAAAAAAAACUGCCAGUGCAUAAAGUGACAGUGCCACAGUGAGAAGAAAAUUGUGAACAGGGAAAUUAGAUCAGAACUAGUUUUUCAUAUUCGACCGACAGCGAAUCAAAGUUACGAUCCGACAGUUUUUAAUUUCUGACGAUUUGCACAAUUUUACCGAGGUGCAAGAUAUGGGAUGUCGCUACUGAACACUACUUUUAUAUCUAGGUGCUGAAUUUAAAUAAUGGCGAUGUGGAUCCAAAGAGCCGUUUUUCUUCUAUCAGUAUUUUUAUUAACGGUCCCGAGCUUGGCAGCGGUGUGUCCAGAUGGGUGCGUGUGCAGUACCACGCGCGAUGGACUCCAUCGUGCUACAUGCAGUGAUCUCCUCAAACUGUAUAAAUUUACACUCCGGCAAAAACAUCACAAUAUAAAUAUAUUGGAUUUGUCACAUAACAACAUUACUAAACUAGCUCACGAGCUUGAUCGACUUACUGAAGUCGUAACAUUGGACCUCUCCACGAAUGGAAUAAUGAACCUUAAUAAAUUCUUACAUAAUGCAAAAAAACUGGUACAUCUCAAUCUCGCCAAUAACAGGAUACAGACGCUUUCCCUAACCCAAUUGCCCACCAGUGUUAGUUCGUUAGAUUUAACUAACAAUCUGUUGGAAGAUGUGCCUUCGAAUUUCGUUCAUCUCGUAGGUUUGGAACAUUUAGAAUUAGAAGGUAAUCCUCUAAAUUGCUCCUGUGAAAACAUUAUGGCACGGGAUCGGCUACUCCUUGCAAAUGUAUUUAUUGAUGCAGUUGCAUGUGUUGUGCCUGAAAAAGUAAAAGGUCGAUCUUGGUUAGAAUUGAAAACAAAGGAUGUGUGUAAAAUUCCAAAAUCAGAACCAAAUUAUCUAGAUAUGAUGAUGGGUGAUCAGCCAAUAGAUGCAGAACGUAUUGGCAAAGAAACUACUGCUUUAAAAUCCAUGCCUUUAGUAGCCAGUAACGAUUUAGAGGAUGGAAAUGUUAUUCAGGGGGAUAAUGAAAAUGACGACGAUGAUGUUAAGCAAUUUAUGAAAGUUGGUCACAUUACUUCUCAGUCUCCUUUAGAUAAUAUUGAAGGGUCUGGUGAAGCCGAGAGUACGACGGUUGCCGGUAUAAUUGUACCGUUAGAAGCUGGGAAGCUUGAUUCAAGAUUUUUUGAAAAUGAUGAAGUGUUUCCAGCUUAUACUAUUGCUACUACGACUCUUGAUCCCCAAGAAGGUUCAGGAGAAGGAUCUGGUUCGGGUUUUAUACCGUUCUUUGAAGAUAUUAUUGAAGAUACAACAGAAGCUGUUACUCCUGUUUUCGUGGGACUUAAUCCAGGACCUGUACGUCGAGUUUUUGAAGAUUUCAAUAAUGGUACAGAAUUUCCAGUCCCGGAAGCCCCAUCUGUUUACGAAGGUGGUUCAGAUUGGCAAAUAAAAUCAGAUGUUACUAUUGCUCCCACGGAAUAUUUGGCAACAGUUCCCGUAUCACGAGAUACCACAGUGUCAGAACACAUAAGAGUAACUCAGGCAUCUGAAAAUCUAGGUGCAGCUCCAACUACCGUUAAAAAAGAGGUUCCACAUAAAACAGGCACUUAUGUUUGUAUUGCAAUAAUAGUUGUGCUUCUUGUCGGGUUAAUUGGGUUUGCUAUCGUCAAAGGACAAAUAAGAAAACGAAGAGAUAAAAGAAUAUUAAGACAGCAGAAAAGAGACGUAGAAAAAGCAUCAAAGGAAAUGGUAGAUAUGAAUAGAUCACUAUUAGGCAAACCCGCAGGUUUAGAGCCCCCUGGAGAAAAGCCGGUUAAUGGGAAAUACGAAAGAGUACCCACACAUGAACCAAUUCAAAGAAAGAGUGAAAAUGGUGAUGUUGCCAAUGGAUUUAAGUACAGUGACAAUAAUGGUAUGAGGACUGAUAGUCCUAGGGAUACAAAUCAGAAUAAGAAUAGCUCAAAAGACAAUAAUUUAGUAGAACAAAAACAAAUUCCAACACUAGAUACAUCGUUGGAAUCGGCACCAGCUUCUCCUGAUUCUAGAAAGGACACAAAUUCUUUAUCUAGUGUAGAUAUUUUCGUACCUUUGAAUGGCGAUGAAACACCUAGAUUAAAUGGUAACGCCGAUUCUGAUUACUCCCAGCCUCUCAUUAAUGGUGAUCAAAUUACAGAUUCUGAUUUUCUAUCACCAUCCCGCGAUUACGUUCCAGUUUAUUCACCAGAUAUGGGAAGGGUCCGAAUAAAGCUGGCGGAAAUUCAAAAGCCAAAAACACCAGAACUAGUCACCAGAAGUAGGUCAAAUGCUGGAGACAUCAUAAUCACGCGUUCAACAGAUAUUAAUGCACGCAAGUCAACCACUUGAAGUUUAAUUUUAACAAAA
Achroia grisella is the source of this 2462-nucleotide messenger RNA. It is a transcript of the gene wdp, whose product is annotated as protein windpipe. Gene Ontology annotation, molecular function: protein binding. The coding region runs from base 330 to 2444 and encodes 704 amino acids. NCBI's taxonomy places the organism in Eukaryota, Metazoa, Arthropoda, Insecta, Lepidoptera, Pyralidae. The record is from RefSeq and is a predicted model, not a curated record. The transcript has 3 exons.